AUAUAAGUAUGUUCACACUUGAAUAUUUUUCAUCAUAGCAAGUAUUAAGUAUAAGACGUUGUUUAAAUAUCAUUCAUUCUCGUUAACCUGAUCCAAUGAGAAUGUGGAUAGCUGGGAUUUUGAUACUUUGUGUUAUUCAUUGUGCACACGCACAAGAACCCAGACAUGGGGUUUGUCCGACAAACUCUUGUAAUCGUAUUGGUGUAAAAUCUAAUUGCCAAGUUGACUCAGAUUGUAAAAAAAGAAACCAAAAAUGUUGUAGGAACCAACGUGGAAAACUAGCGUGUACUAAUCCUAUAACGGGGGAUCGUGGUGGAUGUCCACUGUGUGGAAAUGGAGAAUGCCCACUGUGCAUCCAAUACCAGCAGCUAUGUAACGCAGAUAAAGAUUGUAACCCAGGUGAGCUGUGUUGCUACAACAAUUCCUGUGGUACAUCUUGUGAAACAAAACAGGCUCGAUGAAAUCAUUCUUUACUGUAUCCGAAGAACCCAUGUAAAACAUCAAGUUAUGAUGAGCUUAAAUUUCAUUUAUUUAAUUGUGACAUAACUAAUUGGGUCAAUUACAAAAAUAAAGAAUGAAUUAAGCAGAA
Messenger RNA from Mytilus californianus (California mussel), 589 nucleotides. RefSeq names its product keratin-associated protein 9-1-like. The record is from RefSeq and is a predicted model, not a curated record. NCBI's taxonomy places the organism in Eukaryota, Metazoa, Mollusca, Bivalvia, Mytilida, Mytilidae. The coding region runs from base 96 to 461 and encodes 121 amino acids. Gene Ontology annotation, cellular component: extracellular region. The transcript is spliced from 5 exons. Gene Ontology annotation, molecular function: peptidase inhibitor activity.